Messenger RNA from Debaryomyces fabryi, 3315 nucleotides. RefSeq lists its product as uncharacterized. The coding region runs from base 1 to 3315 and encodes 1104 amino acids. Lineage: Eukaryota; Fungi; Ascomycota; Pichiomycetes; Serinales; Debaryomycetaceae. The transcript has a single exon. The record is from RefSeq and is a predicted model, not a curated record.
AUGGCCAGAACUAUCUAUAGUAGUGAUGAAAGUAUCACUGAUGCCAGUGCAAUUGAUCCUGUUGCAUAUGUUGAACCACAAAGUACCCGGAGUACACAGAAUAAUGAAAUUAAUACUAUAAAUGAGCCAGCCAAUAUAUAUGAUGAUAAGGACAAAAAACCCCCAAUAGAAUCUGAACCACCAAAGAAAAAGCAAGCAUUAUGGAAAAAACUUUUUAAUAUGGUACGACCGGGAUAUUUUCUUGACCAUUUAGAUUAUGAAUCGUUUAAGGUUGUCUUAAGGACAUGGGUGCAGAUUUGGGUAACGGUAGUAUUGAUGGUUAUACCGAGAGUUGGGAAUUGGAUGGGAAAUGCUUCGUAUUUGAUGCAAAUUGUUGGGUUUAUUAUUGUUGCUGGGGGGACACUGAUAGUCUUCAAUGCCUCGUUUACUAUCAUUUGCUUUUUUUACGUAAUGGUCUCAUGGCUCUUUGCUACUAUAGCCUUAUUAAUUAGCAAUAGAUUGAGAGGUUCGAUAACACCUGAAGAUUUGGCGAAAUUGCUUAUCCAGGAUGGCUCGUGUACAGCAGAAAACAUACUGACAUGUAUGAUAUCUCAGAUAUUUACAGGAAGAUUCUUAACCACCAGAUGCACGGUUGUAUUUAUAAUCUGUUUGAUGAUUGGUUUGACCAUGUAUGGGAUGUCCUUACGAUUACACCCCUUGUUAAGACCCGGGUUCGUAGCUGGCAUUAUUUCUCUAAUCAUUCUCACAAACUACUAUGUGUUUUUCCCGGUAUUUAUGCCUAAGGUGAUCGGAUAUAGUAUCAUAAAACCUAUGGGGGUAGCAUUCGUAACAAAAAUCGUAACUUCCAUCUUGAUUUUUCCCACCACUUCAAGCUUCUUAUACUUCAACGGCUCUUCUAAAAUCUUGAAUGGUUUAAGUAAAGCAACCAAAAACAAUAUAAAUUUCUUGAAGACUUUGAAGCCGUCAGGGCCUGAUUUCAUGCAUUUUAAGAAGUAUUCUGCAGCAAUUACAGGCUUUAGGAAUAAUAUUUCCCAGCUUGAAAUUGUAGCAAGUUCAAUAAAAUACGAAGUUUCUUUCGGUAGACUUGAUGCUGGUGAUGCUGGUGAAUUCAGGUACUUACUCAAGAACUUGAUUAAUUUAUCUGCGGGUUAUGAAUUUUUUUAUCAAUUACUUAGUGAGAGGCUUGAUAUUGUAUCAGAUAAUAUUAGAGGAUUGGGUCGCAGGGCAAGCACAUCUUCUACAUAUAACCCUAAAAAUACAACAGGUCAUUCCAAGCUUUUCACAGCUUUGCAGCAAUCGUAUAAAUCUGUUGGAGAGUAUGAAAAUAGUCGCCGUAUUAAACUUUUAAGGAACAGAAUUUACUCCACAGAUGCCUCAGAUUCUUUAACUUUACAGGAUUUAGAUAAUGUGUCUCGUUUCAUUACUACAUAUUUUACAUCAAUCCUAGAAGCAGUAGACUUUGGGAUUGAAAAUGUUACAAAAUGGCUAACUGCAGCAAAUAAAUUCAGAACUUAUACUAUAAUUAUUCCUGGAAGCAAGGAAAAGCAUAAACAAAUGCAACAGGAAUGCAGAAAAGGAUUAUUGGAGGCAAAAAGAAGAUUGAAAAAUGAAUUAGAAAGAUGGAGCGAUCAUAAACAUAUCGAAAAUUUAAUGCAAGGCACCACUAGAAAUGAAGAAGCCUUGUUAUGUCUUAUUAGUCAAGCUUCUUUGUUUCUAAAUUUAGCCAAAGACCAGUCCAAAGCUAUAAUGAGAAUGAUUGAUUUAUUUCUUUCUAUUGACGAAAAUAGACCAACCCCAAGUUUUAUUACGCCAUUUACCCAUUCAGUUAGAGAUUCAGCCCGUUAUAUUAACAGCUCAGUUGGGGCACCAGAAGAAAAUAGGUCUAGUUUUUGGCAAGAAGAAGUUUCUGCCAGAGAUGCUGAUGCAUUACCACCGUCACAUUUGUAUCAUUUUCUUGGCAUUAAGUGUGUUUCAUUUUAUGAAAUACUAUUAAACAAACAUCUUUGGUUUUGGAUAAGAGCAAGUGGACUCGUUACUGUUUGUUGUAUUCCUUUCUAUUGUAGAACUACUGCUGAGUGGUAUUAUAAUAAUAGAUUGACAUGGAUUCCAGUUGUAUGUUGUCUUACUGUUUCUGAAUACGUUGGUGAAGCUAUUUACGGUAUUCUUUCUAGAUUCUUCUAUGGUUUUGCAGCAGGUGUAAUUGGAAUGGUUGCAUGGUAUAUUUCUGCUGGUAGCGGUACUGGUAAUUACUAUGGUUAUUGUGUUGUAACUGGGAUUCUCUACUUCUAUUUAUGUUUUUUCAGACACUUCUCCAUUCAUCUAAAUCCUGUUCCACAAGUCCUUUUAUGUGUUACCGUUGCUUUAAUCAUGGGUACAAGUUGGAUUGAUGCUAAUUACGCACAGUCGUCAGGUUAUAUUGGAUAUGGUUUUACUGCUGCUUGGAAGAGACAUCUUAGUGUAACAAUCGCUAUAUCUAUUAGUUUCUUGGCCAGUUGUUUCCCAAGAGUAUCUACUAGUAAAGUUGUAAUCAGAAAGGUAUUGGCCCAAGCCAUAGAACAAAUCGGAGUCAUUCAUUGUAAUGUAUCCAGAUUUGGGUUGGGAAGAUUACAGAACCCUAAUAUUCAUAUAUUACGCAGGCACGAUGCAACUCUAGAAAAAUUCCGUACAGUAUUAUUAAAGCUUGCAAGUAUCACAAGAAUAAUGGGUCCGCUUCAGUAUGAGAUACCUAUAUCAGGCAAUUGGCCAGCAUCAAAAUAUGCUAGAUUACAAUCAUCAGUUACUGAUGUUGUUCAAUUGUAUGUUAUGCUUCUAUCACUUUUUGACCAACUUGAGGAACCUGAAUUCUGGGUACCUAUCAUCAUGGGUAGAAUGGGAUGGACAUGUGCUUCUAUGAAUGCAAAUUUUUUUUCUAUGGUUCAUAUGGGAGCUGGUUCAUUGAAAUCGAAAACUGCUUUACCUAAAAUUACCCAGGCAAAUCUUUCCAUACAACAUUUAGAUUUACUAAGAUCAAAAUGGGGCCUUGAGAAAAUUUCUUUAAGCGAACGGUUUUAUAACCAAGAAAAGGAUACUGAAAAGGAAUAUAGGGUUGAUGAAGGUGAGAGUUUGCAUGAUUCAAUGGUGAAAAAUUUGGAUUACGAAAAAUUAUUCAGUGCUGAUGGUCAGUGUAAUAUUGUUGCAUUAUUAUUAGCACAUAUGAUCUAUAGACGUCUUGAUGAAACAAUAAUUAUUAUCAAGUCCUUAGUAGGAGAGAAAUUUGAUUUCGAUUAUUCUAUAUUCGAAGAUGAAUACGAAAAUGAAUAUUGGAACUAUGAGUAA